Messenger RNA from Colius striatus (speckled mousebird), 2198 nucleotides. RefSeq names its product galectin 8 (gene LGALS8). Gene Ontology annotation, molecular function: carbohydrate binding. Bases 143 to 1138 code for a protein of 331 amino acids. Lineage: Eukaryota; Metazoa; Chordata; Aves; Coliiformes; Coliidae. The record is from RefSeq and is a predicted model, not a curated record. The transcript has 10 exons.
GGCGGAGCGGGGCAGCGAGAGCCGCGGCGGGCAGCGGGGAGCAGCGCCGGCCGGUCGUGCGUCCGUACCCCGCGGGUCUGCAGCCGCUGCUGGGCGUGGAGGGGUCCUUCUGUUGGUGCUGCCUAACCAGCCAGUCCUUUAAAUGCAUUCCGCCAGCGAUCACACAGAACUGACAAAAGGAGAAGGGAAGAUGAUGUCCUCGGAUGGACUGCGGAAGACCAUCAGUAGCCCGGUCAUGCCUUAUGUUGGGACAAUACUUGGUGGCCUUCUUCCUGGAGAGCUGAUUGUGAUACAUGGGAGCAUUCCUGAUAAUGCAGACAGGUUCCAGGUGGAUUUACAGUGUGGCAGCAGCAUAAAUCCUCGAGCUGAUGUGGCAUUUCAUUUCAACCCCCGCUUCAAAAGGUCUGGCUGCGUUGUUUGCAACACACUGGAGGGGGAAAAAUGGGGCUAUGAGGAGAUCACUUAUGAGAUGCCCUUUCAAAAAGGGAAGUCAUUUGAGAUUAUCAUCAUGAUUUUAAAGGAUAAAUUCCAGGUGGCUGUGAACAAGAAACACUUGCUGCUCUACAACCACAGAAUUAAACUUGAAAGAAUAGAUACUCUUGGAAUAUAUGGCAAUGUGCAUAUCAGAACUAUAGAAUUUGUUUCUAAUUCUUUACAAGACUCUCAGCCAUCAUCUCUAGGAGUAACAAAUAUAAACACAGAAAAUGGGAAAAUGCUGGAAGAUUCACAACUUGAAGUUCCUUACGUUGGGAAACUUGACACUGCGCUUUGUCCAGGACGCACAAUUGUCAUUAAGGGAGAAGUGAAGAAAAGCCCAAAAAGCUUUGCAAUAAAUCUGAAAACAAGUGACUCAAAGGACAUCGCAUUACAUCUGAAUCCUCGCAUGCAAAAGAAAGUUUUUGUAAGAAAUUCAUACCUUUGUGACAGCUGGGGAGAAGAGGAAAAGGAAAUUGGCUACUUCCCUUUCAGUCCAGGGAUGUACUUUGAGCUGAUCAUUUUCUGUGAUGCCCACCAGUUCAACGUUGCUCUUAAUGGUGUUCACAUUCUGGAGUACAAGCAUCGUUUUAAACAACUUGAAAAGAUCACCCUGGUGGAAAUCAUAGGUGAUGUUCAAUUGUUAGGUGUGAGGAGCUGGUAGUCCUUUUCAAAGAAUACUAAAAGAACCAAACCGCUUCUAAUGACAAGGUCUCCUUGUCAAGUACUAAGAGCUGUUGACUGGGCAUGAGCCUGCCUUCAUCUUUCUGGGCGGUUGCAUCUGUCUGCUUGAGUUAGGUGAGUGCCAGACCAGAUAUACUGCAAGACUAAACCCUCCUCUAGUUUACAGUACCCUGGCAGGCUAAAUAAGUGUUUGCUCAGAUAAAUCUGUAUUACUGAACCUAGCUGUGAAAAUGGUGUGUCGUACUCUAUCUCACAGCUACACUCAUGUUUAAGUUAAAUUACUCAUCAGCAUUCCCUGGUAUCCUUCAUUCAAUAUUGUAAAGUAGAAACAAAACUGAAAUAGGAUCUGAAGAUGUGGUUAUCCACCCCAAAAGGGACACUAACUUAAAACAGAAUUAAGAAAUAUACUCUUCUGCUUCGUAGUUUGUAUUAGCAACUCUAAGCUUCUUAGUGAGGCUGGCUUAAACAAACAGUUGAUCUGUCAGUUCUAGCAAAAGGCAAGGAGGAAUUUGAUCUUACAUCUUAGUCUGCUGCUGCUGUAGGAACUUAUUCACAAGUGUCAUAACCAUGAGUGGCUUAAAUCGAACAUGUAGCAGCCGGAAAGCUUUUAGCUUUCGCAAAUGAUUGAGCUGGUUCCAGUUGCAUGACAUUUUAGAAGCUUGUUUGAUGUGAAAUGUCUCCCAAGCAAGUUGAGAUUACUCAGGGACUGAAAAUAGAUGUUUGUGUGUUUCAUUUUUUAAAAUGUGAACUCAGGUACUCCAGGCAGGGUUUCAGCUGACACGAAGAAUUUUCCAGUCUUGUAUUAAAAGACUAUCUCUGUUCCUUUCAAUCAGUUUUUUGUACAAAUGUCAGUCCUACUUUUUGUACUUUUAAAAUUAGGUUGCUACUGGCUGUCACUACAUACCUGAGGGAUAUUCCUAUGUAACUUAACAGCUGCUGAAAGAGUGAAGCAAUUUCAAUAAUAAGAUGCACCCUAAAAGACUGCUUAAUUAACACAUUUCAUGUAUAAAAAGCAUAAAUAAACACAUUUGUGAACUAUC